UGGCAGAGGCUCCCUGCAAAGCCGUGGAUCGCGGGUCUUCCCGGUGGGCUGCGGCGAGAGGGCUCGUUCGCCCGGUCAGCGCAGGGCAGAGUAAUGGAACAACUUCAGGAUCCAGUUGUGCAAGAAGAUGAAAAUAUUAAAGCUAUUAAUGAAGAGUACAGAAAAGCCUUUAUUUUUGUCAAUAAAGGACUGAACACAGAUGAGCUGGGUCAGAAGGAAGAGGCACGAAGUUACUACAAGCAAGGGCUUGACCACUUGCUCCGAGGACUUAGCAUUCCAUCACAGGGUCCUGCAUGUGUGGGGUCUCAGUGGGAGUCUGCCAGGCAAAUGCAACAGAAGAUGAGGGAGACUCUCCAAAAUGUUCAUGCUCGACUUGGCCUUCUAGAACAAAACAACUCACCUGUACAAGCAAGUCCUGCUGUGAUGGAUGCCCCUGCGGGGGUGCCCAAGUUAUACCCAUCCAUUCCUUCCAAAGAAAAGCCAGAGAGACCCCCAGCCCCCAGUUCUCUGUUUGUACCAAGUCAACCACCUGCAGCCGAUGGAAGUGUUGCAACUGUGAGCCAGGGGCCAAUUCCAGCUAUGAGUCCAUCAUCUGCAAACCCUCUUUGUGCUCCAAAUGAAGCACCUCCUGCCUAUACUCCUCAAGCUACCAAUGGCCAUUUUACUGUGUCUUAUGGCACAGAGUCUGGGGAGUUUUCUUCUGUGGGUGAGGACUACUACAGCAAGUGUACUCAGCCACCUCCCCUUCAGAACCUGGGAGUGGAUGUAGAUGAGCUGAUCUUGAUUCCCCAAGGAGUACAGAUAUUCUUUGUGAAUCCUGAUGGGCAAGUUAGUGCUCCUUCUUAUCCUGGAUAUCUAUGCAUUGUGAAGUUCUUGGAUACAGAGAGUGAGACAGCCCAGAAUCUUCCACCUGCUUUUCUUCAGGUUUGUGACUGGUUGUAUCCUCUAAUGUGUAACCAGUCUCCUGUUCUGUGCUGCAAUAUUGGAGUCUACAUGUUCCCUGACACAAUAUCCCAGAUACCAGGGUCCUAUGUGGGAGUAGUGCUGUCUUCAGAACUUCCAGCAGCUGACAGAGAGCUGUUUGAGGAUCUCUUAAAACAGAUGUCUGACCUUCGAAUCCAGGUGCCAGGAUCCCAUGAGAGAGUAGGGUUAUCUUCACAGCUCCCAGCAACUGAGAGAGCGCAGUUUGAAGAUAAAUUUAGACAGAUGUCUGGCCACAAAGUCCAGCCUCCUGAAGCCUCUAGUGAUGCAAUUAACUUGCCUCAGACUGUACAUAUCCAACCACAACCUGAAGGAGCAGAAAAUCAAAAAGAGUUACCAGAAUGGAGUGAGAAAGUUGCCCAUGGAAUCUUGUCAGGUGCAUCUUGGGUGAGCUGGGGCCUCGUAAAAGGAGCAGAAUAUACUGGUAAAGCUAUCCACAAAGGAGCUUCUAAACUGCGAGAACACAUUCAACCAGAAGAAAAACCUCUGGAAGUCAACCCAACUGUAGCAAAGGGACUUCAUGUAGCAAAACGGGCUACUGGAGGAGCUGUGAAAGUCAGCCAGUUCUUAGUUGAGGGAGUGUGUUCUAUAGCAAGCUGUGUUGGAAAGGAGCUGGCUCCACACGUGAAGAAGCAUGGCAGCAAAUUAGUUCCAGAAUCCCUUAAGAGCGAUAAAGAUGGCAAAUCUACUUUUGAUGGUGCUCUGGUGGUAGCAGCAAGCGGAGUUGAAGGAUUUUCGACAGUGUGGCAAGGUUUAGAAAGUGCAGUGAAGUGCAUUGCUAAAAGUGUUUCAACUGAAACUGUAAAAACUGUCAAAUACAAGUAUGGAGAGGAUGCCGGGCAUGCUACAGACAACGCUAUGAAUUCUGCAAUCAAUCUUGGUGUGACAGCAUUUAACAUUGAAAAUAUGGGUAUCAAAGCUGUUGUAAAGAGAACUGCAAAGGAAACAGGCCAUGCUGUGUUAGAUGAAUAUAAAGUAUUGGAUAAUGAAAAUAAGGAUAAAAUAAAGCAAUAAUAUACUUUUCGAAGCCUUACAUUACAGGUGAAACUUCCUAUUUAGAAGUAACUACAUUGCUAAUUUACAAUUUAACCAUAAAUAACACUGUACUUUUCAAGCAACUGUCAGUUAAUUGAAAAUGUAAAUGUAGGGAGAGCAUUUGUAGAUGGGGAAGAAUGAAGUUGAUUGAAUUCCUUGCUCUGUAUCGAACAAGGUUUUUAAACAACUGGAUCAAGUGUUUACACAACUGGAAGGAUAUGUUUGCAGUUAAUAAGCUUGUCUCUAAGCACUUUUUCAAAAUACAAUAUGGACUAAUAGAUUAAUGUAGAAAUACUAUUGUGAAUAUUUUUCUAAUACUUUAUAUUUUUAAAGAAGGUGGUGAUAUAGAACAAAGAGGAUUAAUAGUUUUGGCUUUUAACUAACCCUAAGAGUUAGUUUUACUAAAACAGCCUUGUCUUAUUUAUUAUGCACUACUAUAAAGGAGCUUUGUGUUUCAUUGGUUUGUAGAGACUUUCUCUUUUCAGUUACCAAGCUAAUCAUAUACAGAGUUUGUUAGAAGAAAUGAAAGAUGAACCUCAGGUAACUAGGUAUUUAUUUCCUUAUUUUUUUUUCAUCCAUCAUAUAAGAAAACCAAAGAUAACAAGCAUUUCUUCUAAAAGAGAAUAUUUAUAACUCUAGAGAAAUGUAUUCUCCCAUUUACUCCAUAAGAAAUAUAUGAAAAAUUCUUUGAAAUUGAGAUUUUUAUGUAAAGAGGAGAAGUAUUUUUUUCAUAAAUUAUUUUUCUGUAAAAACAUUCUAUAGAGGACACUAGGAACAUCUAUGCAUUCUGUACUUCAGCUGAUCCAGAAAGAUUCAGAGUAUAUAUCAUGGCCUUCUAAAGGAAUACAUAUGUUACUGCUUCAACAAGUAGUUCUAACAAUCAGCAUCUUUAUUCCAUUAAAUUGAUAGUUGCACAAGGUAUGUCUUUAAAGAGCAUGAAGACAAGAGCUUUUAAUGGAGAGAUGUGUGUGAAAUAGAGUAGGCAUAACUCUAGGUUUUUCAUCCUGUUCCUAGUGCACUGUGAAGUAACUCUAUGCAUAGAAUCCUUGAGAUUUUUUUUUUUCCACACUGCUACUUAUUUAACAACUCACUAUUGAGUUAAAUGCUGCUACACAUUCCAACAUUGGCUGGACCUGGGGCAAACAGAACACCAUCGAUGUCCAACUUAUCUCUAUUCCAUGUAAAUGGUUGAUAGCAAAUAAUGGCAUCAGAUUCAAAAAAGACAAUAAUGUGUAUUAGAUUGGUAAUAGGUGCACAUGUGAUAGCUACUGUAGGUGUGUACUUGGGGUGAGAAAUGUGAAACAGAGGAUCUAACCACUUGAAGUGUUAACUUUGAUUUAUGGAAAUAAAGAUGAAAUUAAAAUUGGUCCAUCUGUGCUUGGCCUUUUGUAUAGAUGUGUAAGUGGAAAGACUAGGACUUCUGAAGUAAUAAAAGCAUUUAGGUCUGUCUGUCAUAGAAACGAGCUCAUUAAAUAAGAGUUUGAAAUAUUUCAGGCUUA
Molecule: messenger RNA, 3515 nt
Organism: Dryobates pubescens (Downy woodpecker)
Lineage: Eukaryota; Metazoa; Chordata; Aves; Piciformes; Picidae
Gene: SPART
Product: spartin
Exons: 9
Coding region: 94-1995 (633 amino acids)
Biological process (GO): negative regulation of BMP signaling pathway; cell division
Cellular component (GO): plasma membrane
Source: RefSeq, a predicted model, not a curated record